GGCUGUGCUUGAACCCCCUCCCACGAUGGGACCCGGUGGCAAUGAAGUAUUAGAGGGGGAGGCGGGGAGCGAGGAGGAGGUGCCGCGGGAUUGGACGCCACAGGAGAAGGCCCUGCAUGAAGCCAAAGUGAGGGCCAAAGCCAAGCACAGGAUUCGACGGACGUCGUCACGUGACUCAACGCGGGAAUCCGAAAUCUCUGAAAACCCCGCGGAGCCCCUAAGCCCUCGUGGGAAAGUGAAUGAUAGAAAGUCCCGUAUGGGGAAGGGAAGGGGGCUCCCCAAGAAAGGUGGCGCUGGGGGGAAGGGUGUGUGGGGAGCCCCGGGGCAAGUCUAUGGCGAUCAGGAGCUUGAUGCUCGAGACCCAAACUAUGACGAGUCUGAUCAGGGUUACACCGUGUAUCAGAAGGUGGUUCCCGAGUUGGAUGAAGUCGGACUGCAGAAGAACGUGCAACCAAUGGUGCAAGAGUACUUUGAGCAUGGAGACACAGCGGAGGUUAUAGCUCUGCUGAAGGAGCUGAAUUUGGGGACCCAGUCUCCGGGGGUGGCCCGCGUGGCGGUGUCUCUGGCCCUAGAAGGAAAGGCCAGUCAUCGAGAGUUGACUUCGCGGCUCCUGUCGGACCUGGUGGGGAAGGUUCUGAAGCCUGAGGACAUAGGCCGGGCCUUCAAUACGAUGCUGACUGACCUGCCUGAUCUCAUACUGGAUACCCCCGAGGCACCGCAGAUGCUUGGCCAGUUUAUUGCCCGAGCUGUGGCCGAUCACGCACUCCCACUCAACUUCCUGGAUCGCUACAAGGGCCGAGUAGACUGUGAGCAUGCGCGAGCCGCUCUGGACCGCGCUGCUGUAUUGCUGCGCAUCAAGCGAGAGAUCAUCCGGCUGGACAAUGUGUGGGGCGUCGGGGGAGGGCAGCGGCCAGUUAAGCACCUCAUUAAGGAGAUGAACCUGCUCUUACAGGAGUUCAUGCUCUCGGGGCAGGUGGAGGAGGCUGAGCGAUGCCUUCGGGAUCUUGAGGUUCCUCACUUCCACCAUGAAGUCGUGUAUGAGGCAGUGGUCAUGGUGCUGGAGGGUUCUGCCGAGGGCCGGGUCAUAAUGGCAGUGAGACUGCUGAAAGCUCUGUGGGAGAGUGGCCUCAUUACACUGGACCAAAUGAACCGGGGAUUCCAGCGUGUGUAUGGGGAGCUGCCAGACCUCAGCCUGGACGUGCCACUGGCACACGUGGUACUCGAGAAACUCGUAGAUCUUUGUUAUCAGGAAGGCAUCAUCACCCAGCAGCUAAGGGACCAGUGCCCUUCUCGUGGCCGCAAACGGUUUGUCAGUGAGGGAGAUGGUGGCCGCAUCAAGAAGUAAGGAACUUGCCUAACUGCCCACCCAGGACUGGCGGAAAGGAGCCAGGGAGGGAGGGCAAGGGGCAGCAGUGUAUGGGAAGAACAUUGUACAACAGACCAGAAUAAAGGAGAAUACAAUUA
Molecule: messenger RNA, 1464 nt
Organism: Xenopus tropicalis (tropical clawed frog)
Lineage: Eukaryota; Metazoa; Chordata; Amphibia; Anura; Pipidae
Product: programmed cell death 4 like
Source: RefSeq, marked provisional